CCGCGGUGGGAGGAGGCACCGGCCGCGCGGCGGGUGGAGGUGCUGGCCUAGUAGUGCAGACAGCGCCGGGAAGAUGAGCAUGGCAGGUGGCGGCCGUCGCCGCCAGGCGCAAGUGUCCCGCUGCAUCUCCUUCAGCGCGAGCCACCGAUUGUACAGUAAAUUUCUGAGUGAUGAAGAAAACUUGAAACUGUUUGGGAAAUGCAGCAAUCCAAAUGGCCAUGGACACAAUUAUAAAGUUGUGGUGACAGUACAUGGAGAGAUUGACCCUGCUACGGGAAUGGUUAUGAAUUUGGCUGAUCUCAAAAAACAUAUGGAGGAGGCGAUUAUGCAACCCCUUGAUCAUAAGAAUCUGGAUAUGGAUGUGCCAUACUUUGCAGAUGUGGUGAGCACGACUGAAAAUGUAGCUGUUUAUAUCUGGGACAACCUCCAGAAAGUUCUUCCUGUAGGAGUUCUUUAUAAAGUAAAAGUAUACGAAACUGACAAUAAUAUUGUAGUUUAUAAAGGAGAAUAGCUAUUAGGGGCUAGCAUUGUACAAAGCCCAGUUUCCUUCUGUGUUUGAAAAAUAUUUUGAUCCCCUUGGAGUAUUAAGAGGUCAACACGUGAUUGUUGUACCUCCACAUUGUGCUCUGGAGUCCCUAUUUAUUGAAAUCAUUGUAAGACCUAUUAUAAAUUUAAGUCUAUUUAAAACUAAACUUGUAAUAUAUUCUGAAAAUCAUUUAGAGAGUCUUUUAUUUAUAAAUUAAAAAUCACUUCAUUUCCAGCAAAAUGUUUUGGUGUGGAAUUAUUUGAAAGCAAAAGAAAUCUAAUUUUGUUGUUUUCUCCAUUACCUCAUUUUUAGUAUUCAUUUUUACUUGGUAUAAUAUACAUGGUUAAAAUGCUUAUAUGACUUCGAGUAUGUGAAUCUUAUAAGAAAUAAAAUUCAAGUGACC
Molecule: messenger RNA, 929 nt
Organism: Rhinopithecus roxellana (golden snub-nosed monkey)
Lineage: Eukaryota; Metazoa; Chordata; Mammalia; Primates; Cercopithecidae
Gene: PTS
Product: 6-pyruvoyltetrahydropterin synthase
Exons: 6
Coding region: 74-511 (145 amino acids)
Biological process (GO): tetrahydrobiopterin biosynthetic process
Cellular component (GO): mitochondrion
Molecular function (GO): 6-pyruvoyltetrahydropterin synthase activity
Source: RefSeq, a predicted model, not a curated record